AUGGGUGACCCGAGGCCUCACCCGUCCGCCCACCCCGACGUGGCCCAGAACCGCCAUCACGUGGACUUGGUCACUGCGUGCCGGGUGCUCGUCCUCUCCGUGCUGUCCUUGCUCCCCGCAGACGGCCUCCACAGCGUCUCGGCCCUGUGCACGCUGCGCGUCAUCAUCAUCACGGACGACAUGCUCACCAACAGCAUCACCGUCCGCCUGGAGAACAUGUCCCAGGAGAAGUUCCUGUCCCCGCUGCUGUCCCUCUUCGUGGAGGGCGUGGCCACGGUGCUGGCCACCAGCAAGGACGACGUCUUCGUCUUCAACAUCCAGAACGACACGGACGUGAGCUCCAACAUCCUGAACGUGACGUUCUCGGCGCUGCUGCCGGGCGGCCGCUUCUUCCCGUCGGAGGAGCUGCAGGAGCACAUCUACCUGAACCGCACGCUGCUGGCCGCCAUCGCGGCGCAGCGCGUGCUGCCCUUCGACGACAACAUCUGCCUGCGGGAGCCCUGCGAGAACUACAUGAAGUGCGUGUCGGUGCUGCGCUUCGACAGCUCCGCGCCCUUCGUCAGCUCCGCCACGGUGCUCUUCCGCCCCAUCCACCCCAUCACCGGCCUGCGCUGCCGCUGCCCGCCCGGCUUCACCGGCGACUACUGCGAGACCGAGAUCGACCUGUGCUACUCCAGCCCGUGUGGGGACCACGGCCGCUGCCUCAGCCGCGAGGGCGGCUACUCCUGCGAGUGCUUCCAGGACUUCACAGGGGACCACUGCCAGGUGAACGUCCGCUCGGGCCGCUGCGCCAACGGAGUGUGCAAGAAUGGGGGCACGUGCGUGAACCUGCUGAUCGGCGGCUUCCACUGCAUGUGCCCGCCCGGCGAGUACGAGCGGCCCUUCUGCGAGGUCAGCACACGCAGCUUCCCGCCACGGUCCUUCGUCACCUUCCGGGGCCUGCGGCAGCGCUUCCACUUCACCAUCUCCCUCACGUUUGCUACGCAGGAGAGGAAUGCGCUGCUGCUGUAUAACGGCCGCUUCAAUGAGAAGCAUGACUUCAUCGCCCUGGAGAUUGUGGAGGAGCAGGUGCAGCUCACCUUCUCUGCAGGGGAGACAACGACCAUGGUGGCACCCGUGGUCCCCGGAGGCGUGAGCGACGGGCGGUGGCACUCGGUGCUGGUGCAUUACUAUAACAAGCCCAACAUCGGCCGCCUGGGCCUGCCCCACGGGCCGUCCGGGGAGAAGGUGGCGGUGGUGACCGUGGAUGAUUGUGACACAGCCGUGGCCGUGCACUUCGGCGGCUACGUGGGGAACUACAGCUGCGCUGCGCAGGGCACCCAGAGCGGCUCGAAGAAGUCCCUGGAUCUCACCGGCCCACUGCUCCUGGGCGGCGUCCCCAACCUACCUGAAGAUUUCCCGGUGCACAACCGACAGUUUGUCGGCUGCAUGCGGAACCUGUCCAUCGACGGCCGGAAUGUGGACAUGGCGGGAUUCAUCGCCAACAAUGGCACCAGGGCGGGCUGUGCCGCCCAAAGGAACUUCUGCGAUGGGACCUCAUGCCAGAAUGGGGGCACCUGUGUGAACAGGUGGAACAUGUAUCUGUGCGAGUGCCCGCUCCACUUCGGCGGCAAGAACUGUGAGCAAGCCAUGCCCCAUGCCCAGCACUUCAGCGGGGAGAGCCUGGUGUCCUGGAGCGACCUGGACAUCACCAUCUCUGUGCCCUGGUACCUGGGGCUCAUGUUCCGGACCCAGAAGGAGGAUGGCGUGCUGCUGGAAGCCACGGCGGGCAUGUCCUCGGGGCUCCAUCUCCAGAUCCUGAACCACUACAUCCGGUUUGAGGUGUCUUACGGCUCCUCUGACGUGGCGUCCUUGCAGCUGUCCCGGUUCCGGGUGACCGACGGGGCGUGGCACCACCUCCUGGUAGAGCUGCGGAGCGCCAAGGAGGGCAAGGACAUCAAGUACCUGGCGGUCGUGACCCUGGACUACGGGAUGGACCAGAACACGGUGCAGAUCGGGAACCAGCUCCCAGGGCUGAAGAUGCACAGCGUGGCAGUCGGGGGCGUGUCUGAGGACCAGGUCUCCGUGCGCCGUGGCUUUCGAGGCUGCAUGCAGGGGGUGAGGAUGGGGGAGACGUCCACCAACAUUGCCACGCUGAACAUGAAUGACGCGCUGAAGGUCCGGGUGCGGGAUGGCUGCAGCGUGGAGAACCCAUGCGCCUCGGGCCCCUGCCCCCCGCACAGCCGCUGCCAGGACACCUGGGACGGCUACUCCUGCGUGUGCGACAAAGGGUACUUUGGACAGAAGUGCGUGGACGCCUGUCACCUGAACCCCUGCAAGCACGCGGCGGCCUGCGUGCGCCCCCCAGGCUCCCCGCGGGGCUAUGCAUGCGAGUGUGGACCGGGCCACUACGGGCCGUACUGCGAGAACAAAGUGGACCUUCCGUGCCCCAAAGGCUGGUGGGGCAACCCCAUCUGCGGCCCCUGCCACUGUGCCGUCAGCCAGGGCUUCGAUCCCGACUGCAACAAGACCAACGGCCAGUGCCAGUGCAAGGAGAAUUACUACAAGCCCCCUGCCCAGGACGCCUGCCUGCCGUGCGACUGCUUCCCGCACGGCUCCCGCAGCCGGGCCUGCGACAUGGACACGGGACAGUGUGCCUGCAAGCCGGGCGUCAUCGGCCGCCAGUGCAACCGCUGCGACAGCCCCUUCGCCGAAGUCACCGCGCUGGGCUGCGAAGUGAUCUACAGCGGGUGUCCCAGAGCAUUCGAGGCUGGCAUCUGGUGGCCACAGACCAAGUUUGGGCAACCGGCCGCAGUGCCAUGCCCGAAAGGAUCUGUGGGAAACGCCAUUCGGCACUGCAGCGGGGAGAAGGGCUGGCUGCCCCCGGAGCUCUUCAACUGUACCACAGGCUCCUUCCUGGACCUCAAGGUCAUGAACGACAAGCUGAGCCGCAACGAGACGCAGAUGGACGGCGACAGGUCCCUGAGGCUGGCGAAGGCCCUGCGGAACGCCACGCGCCAGGGUGGCGUGCUCUUCGGCAAUGACGUGCGCACGGCCUACCAGCUGCUGGCCCGCGUCCUGCAGCAUGAGAGCCAGCAGCAGGGCUUCGAGCUGGCCGCCACGCGCGACGUCAACUUCCACCAGGAUGUGGUCCAGGCGGGCAGCGCUCUCCUGGCGCCGGCCACCAGGGCGUCGUGGGAGCAGAUCCAGCGCAGCCAGGGAGGGGCCGCGCAGCUGCUGCAGCGCUUCGAGGCCUACUUCAGCAACGUGGCGCGCAACGUGAGGCGCACCUACCUCAGGCCCUUCGUCAUCGUCACCGCCAACAUGAUUCUUGCAGUCGACGUCUUUGACAAGUUCAACUUCACGGGUGCCCGCGUGCCGCGGUUCGAGGCCGUUCAGGACGAGCUCCCGAGAGGCUUGGAGUCCUUCGCGUCCUUCCCAGCGGACAUCUUCAAGCCACCGGAGAGAAAAGAGGGCCCCGGGGUGAGGGCAGCCAUCCAGAGAGCCGUCCCGACAGCCCGCCCAGAGCCCGGGCCCAGCAGGCGCAGGAGGCACCCGGAGGACCCUGGCCAGUUUGCUGUCGCUCUGGUCAUUGUUUACCGGACACUGGGCCAGCUCCUGCCUGAACGCUACGACCCGGACCGUCGCAGCCUUCGCCUUCCCAGCCGGCCCACCAUCAACACGGCCGUGGUGAGCACCCUGCUGUACAGCGAGGGCCCCCCGCCCCCCGCGCCCCAGCCCGGGCCCGUGCUGGUGGACUUCGCCCUGCUGGAGACGGAGGAGCGGACCAAGCCCGUCUGUGUGUUCUGGAACCAUUCCCUUGACGUCGGCGGGACCGGAGGCUGGUCGGCCAAGGGCUGUGAGCUCCUGUCCCGGAACCGGACGCACGUCACCUGUCGGUGCAGCCACAUGGCCAGCUACGCGGUGCUCAUGGACAUCUCCAGGCGCGAGCACGGGGAGGUCCUGCCUCUGAAGAUCGCCACCUACACGGCCGUAUCCGUGUCGCUGGCAGCCCUGCUGGUGACCUUCGUCCUGCUGACCCUGGCCCGCACGCUGCGCUCCAACCUGCACAGCAUCCACAAGAACCUCACGGGGGCGCUCUUCUCCUCCCAGCUGGUCUUCGUGGUUGGCAUCAACCGCACAGAGAACCCGUUCCUCUGCUCGGUCGUGGCCAUCCUCCUGCACUACGUGUACAUGAGCGCCUUCGCCUGGACGCUGGUGGAGCACCUGCACGUCUACCGCAUGCUCACCGAGCUGCGCAACAUUGACGCCGGGCCCAUGAGGUUCUACCACGUGGUGGGCUGGGGCAUCCCAGCCAUUGUUACAGGACUGGCUGUUGGCCUGGACCCCCAGGGCUACGGGAACCCCGACUUCUGCUGGCUGUCCCUUCAGGACACCCUCAUCUGGAGCCUGGCUGGGCCCAUUGGAGCCAUGAUCCUCAUCAAUACAGUCAUUUUCGUCUUGUCUGCAAAGGUUUCCUGCCAAAGAAAACACCAUUACUAUGAAAGAAAGGGGGUUGUCUCCCUGCUGAGGACGGCCUUUGUCCUGCUGCUGCUCGUUAGCGCCACCUGGCUGCUGGGGCUGCUGGCCGUGAAUGGCGACACGCUCACCUUCCACUGCCUCUUUGCGGCCUUCAGCUGCUUGCAGGGCCUCUUCGUCCUCCUGUUCCACUGCCUGUUCCACAGGGAGGUGCGGAGGCACCUGAGGGCCGCACUGGCUGGGAAGAAGCCGCACCUGGAGGACGUGUCCCCCACCAAGGCCACCCUGCUGACGCGCUCCCUCAACUGCAACCACACGUUCAGUGCGGGCCCUGACAUGCUGCGCACCGCGCUGGGCGAGUCCACCGCCUCGCUGGACAGCACCGCCAGGGACGAAGGGCUCCAGAAGCUCAGCGUGUGUUCCGGGCCGGCACGAGGAGGCCACGGGGAGCCAGAGGCAAACUUCAUCCCCAGGAACCCCAAGAAAACCCACGGCCCGGACUCAGACUCGGACAGCGAGCUGUCCCUGGACGAGCAGAGCAGCUCCUACGCCUCGUCCCGCUCCUCCGACAGCGAAGACGACGGCGGAGACGCCGAGGAGCAGUGGGAGCCAGCCGGGGGCCCUGUCCACAGCACCCCCAAAGCCGACGCUCUGGGCAGCCACGUGCCUGGCGAGUGGCCGGACGAGAGCCUGGCGGGGAGCGACAGUGAGGAGGAGGCGGGCGCCGAGCCCCGGCUCAAGGUGGAGACGAAGGUCAGCGUGGAGCUGCACCGGCCGGAGCAGGGCAACCACCGCAGCGAGCGGCCCCCCGACCGGGGCAGCGGCGGCCUGGCCAAGCCUGCUGCCGAGCAGAGGAAAGGCAUCCUGAAGAACAAAGUCACCUACCCGCCGCCGCUGCCCGAGCAGCCGCUCAAGUGCCGGCUGCGGGAGAAGCUGGCCGACUGCGAGGAGCACAGCCCCGUGUCCUCGCGCACAUCCUCGCUGGCCUCCGGCGAUGGGGUCCGCGCCCCCGAGGGCGUCAUCAGCGUGAAGAUCCCGCGGAGGGAGCCGGGCCGAGAGCACCGCAACGGCGCGGCCAUGAGCGUGUGCACGGGGAGCGCCCAGGCCAACGGCUCGGACUCCGAAGGCAGUAAUGAAACUUCAAUUUGAACCGUCAGGAAACCAUGAGGCACUGGCCGCCCCCCAGCCGCAUGCGUCCCAGCCUGGACCGCAGAGCCCGAGCGCGGCCCCACACAGAUGGUCCGGACACGAAACGCUCGGCUGGGGCGGGGAUUGGGGCCCAUCCGGCGCCCUGAGCAGUGCCAAAGCCACAGGCUUGUGUCAAAGGGAACGAGGCCUCCAGACCGGCAUAGCUCGGUCCUCAGACCACACAGAGCCAAAGCCACGCCACAGGGCCGGCACCCAGGACGACCCUGCUUGGAAGCGCCAGGGCCAGGCCUUGGGCUCACCAGGAUGUUGAGGGCCCCCGGCACAGACGGAAGCCUGGCGGCCGCUGCCAAACCAACCCCAUCUUUUUCAAGUGAAUGACGGUUCAGCCUCUGUGCCUGCUCUGCGCUGGAGACGGAAGCCCGUACCGUGCCUCGGGCAACUGUUGCCACCCGGAGAGCCACGCGUUCACCUGUCCUCCAUUCUGGGAAGCUGCAGACACACUGGUCCCAGCAGCUCCUGGGUGGGGAGAGCUGGGUGGCGAAGUUCAAGCAGAGUCUCUGAGCGUGCUGCGGCUGCUUCCGGAAGGCAGGGGGGGCUCCAGGGCACGAGGGCACAGCAAGGUGGGUGUCCUCCGGCCCAGCAGGACUUCCGUGGGCCCCUCCCAGCAAGCCGGGACUGCGGGGAAUUCCUCUGACUCCUCCAGCUCCUGGUGGAAGCCCAGCAGCGAGGGACAUCUUCCAAGAUGUCCCAUCUUCCUGUCCGCACUCCCCAGGCAGGCUGGGCCCCCCUGGCCUAUGCUGCCAUCUUGCUUUAAUAACCAACUGUGCCGAGACCAUGCCACAGUAUUCUCAUUGGUGACC
Molecule: messenger RNA, 6467 nt
Organism: Dipodomys spectabilis (banner-tailed kangaroo rat)
Lineage: Eukaryota; Metazoa; Chordata; Mammalia; Rodentia; Heteromyidae
Product: cadherin EGF LAG seven-pass G-type receptor 1-like
Exons: 35
Coding region: 1-5607 (1868 amino acids)
Biological process (GO): cell-cell adhesion; cell surface receptor signaling pathway; G protein-coupled receptor signaling pathway
Cellular component (GO): membrane
Molecular function (GO): G protein-coupled receptor activity; calcium ion binding
Source: RefSeq, a predicted model, not a curated record